Messenger RNA from Pyricularia oryzae 70-15, 258 nucleotides. RefSeq lists its product as uncharacterized. Bases 1 to 258 code for a protein of 85 amino acids. The transcript has 3 exons. NCBI's taxonomy places the organism in Eukaryota, Fungi, Ascomycota, Sordariomycetes, Magnaporthales, Pyriculariaceae. The record is from RefSeq and is a predicted model, not a curated record.
AUGGUUGUGCGGAGGCCGAGACACCUGGCCUUCAGGCAGGUCAGGGUCCAAGAUCAUCCCACAGGAACUCACGGUGGAAGCUUACCCAAACCGGAUAUUAGUGGUGCCAAGUAUCGAGUCCAAUUGCCGUGUGCACACUUCGACUUUGCCGUCUGCCCGACCGCCCACCCGGCCUGGAGAAGCGGGUCACACUGCUGGUUGAAGUCGAGCCUUGUGCGGACCGAGGUUGGCGGGCACGGCGAACAUACUAGGCGCUAG